This is a messenger RNA of Cloeon dipterum, 2650 nucleotides long. It is a transcript of the gene Pmp70, whose product is annotated as ATP binding cassette subfamily D member Pmp70. Gene Ontology annotation, biological process: very long-chain fatty acid catabolic process; peroxisome organization; fatty acid beta-oxidation. The record is from RefSeq and is a predicted model, not a curated record. Gene Ontology annotation, molecular function: ABC-type transporter activity; long-chain fatty acid transmembrane transporter activity; ATP hydrolysis activity. The transcript has 14 exons. Lineage: Eukaryota; Metazoa; Arthropoda; Insecta; Ephemeroptera; Baetidae. Gene Ontology annotation, cellular component: peroxisomal membrane. The coding region runs from base 175 to 2178 and encodes 667 amino acids.
AGUGGGAGUUGGCUGGCUGAAGGCGACUUGAAGCCGAAUGUUGAUUUCUGCAGCUGUAGGUUCUUCAGAAGGAGAAAGUUAGCCUUCUCAAUAACUCGUAUAAUUAUCGCGAGUAGUUUCUCUGCAACUGCAUCCGAUUGCUUUGAUGUCGCACACUUGAAAUCGAACGAAGCAAUGGCCCCUGCUCUGAGCAAAUACCUCACUUCGAGGACCGUAGUAAAUGCAGGUUCAUUGUCGGUCCUCUUGUGGCUGGCUUACAUUAGCAGAAAGGCGAGAAAAUCCAGGAACCCUGCCACUGACAACAUUCGAUAUGUGGUUGGAGAGAAAUCAACUCAAUCCAAAGGGCAGAAUAAAGCUCAUGUUGAUGCCGUCUUUGCUAAACAACUGCGGGUGCUAUGGAAGAUAAUUGUGCCGGGUUUGUUCAGUCCAGAGGCCGGCUUUCUUGCUCUUGUGGCAGCUUCCCUGGUGGCUAGGUCAUUAUGUGACCUUUGGAUGAUCCAAAACGGCACUCUCAUUGAGAGUGCCAUCAUUGGUGCCGAUAGGGCGAAGUUCAGAGUAAGACUGUUCAACUUCCUUGCAGCCAUGCCUGUCAUUUCCCUGGUAAACAACGUGCUGAAAUAUGGUCUCACAGAAUGCAAGCUGCGGAUGCGAACGAGAUUAACCCAUCACCUUUAUGACCAGUACCUGAGUGGCUUCACAUAUUACAAAAUGACUAACCUGGAUAACCGCAUUGCAAAUGCGGACCAAUUGCUAACGGUUGACGUGGAAAAGUUCUGUGAUACAACUGUGGAUCUCUACUCAAACAUCAGCAAGCCACUUUUGGACAUUGGAAUUUACGUCUACCGAUUGACAAUGAAUAUUGGAUUCAAGACGCCAUCCUUGAUGAUGAUAUAUCUAUUUAUAUCUGGCGUCAUCCUGACUCACCUUCGAAGACCCACAGGCAGACUCACCAUGGAGGAACAGAGAUUAGAGGGCGAAUUCCGUUAUAUCAAUUCUCGAGUGAUUACAAACUCUGAAGAAAUUGCCUUCUAUCAAGGCAACCGUCGUGAGAAACUGACACUUUUGGCAUCUUACAGCAAACUGAUCAGUCACCUCCGCAAAUUCAUGGACUUCAAAUUUGUGAUGGGAAUAGUUGAUAAUAUUGUUGCCAGAUAUAUUGCCACUGUGGUUGGUUUCUAUGCUGUAAGCAUUCCUUUCUUGACACCUGGUGGUGCUCUUUCAUCAAUUGGGCAGCAAGAGAGACUGCAGGCCUACUAUACUAGUGGCAGAAUGUUGGUAAAACUGGCUGAAGCAAUUGGAAGACUGGUGCUGGCAGGCAGAGAAAUGUCUCGCCUGGCAGGUUUCACUCAGCGUGUAACGCAAUUGAGGCAGGUGCUACUAGACCUUAACCAAGGCCACUAUGUUCGCAGCAUGGUCACCUCUAAUGGAGCCUCUAACGGCAGUGGACCUCACCGUGGUGAAGGUAAACUGCCUCUGAUCCCUGGUGCAGGAAGACUCGUCAUCCAGGACAACAUAAUCAAGUUUGAUCGUGUACCCCUUGUCACGCCAAAUGGUGACGUUCUCAUAGAAGAACUGAGCUUUGAAGUGCAUUCUGGAAUGAAUGUUCUUGUUUGUGGGCCCAACGGCUGUGGCAAGUCAUCACUGUUCAGAACGCUGGGCGAGCUGUGGCCUCUAUUCGGUGGCACCCUGACCAAACCUGAGAUGGGAAAACUCUUCUACAUUCCACAGAGGCCGUACAUGACCCUUGGAACGUUGAGGGACCAGGUCAUCUAUCCACACACGCAUGAGCAAAUGAAAGCCAGUGGAAAGACUGACACAGACCUGGAGAAGUUCCUGGAGCAGGUUCAACUGUCGUACAUCUUGAACCGGGAGAGUGGUUGGGAUGCCAUCGCAGACUGGUUAGAUGUCUUGUCAGGAGGAGAGAAGCAGAGGAUCGCUAUGGCAAGGCUGUUCUACCACGGUCCUCAGUUUGCCAUACUUGAUGAAUGCACCAGCGCUGUGAGUGUUGACGUUGAAGGUUCUAUGUACCAGUAUUGCAGAGAAGCUGGCAUCACGCUAUUCACAGUGAGCCACAGAAGGUCACUCUGGAGACACCACGAGUACUACCUUCAAAUGGACGGCCGUGGAAUGUAUGAAUUCAAGAAGAUUGAUGAAAGCACCGAACAGUUUGGAUCGUGAUUAUCUUUUUUGCAUACAAGGGUGGAGGAUACAAGUUUUAGUUGCUGUUUAUCUGUUGCCAAUGAUAUCUUUUAAGAAUUAGGCUAUUUGUUUUCCCUUUGCCAGGUCUAUAUAGUCACAAUUAAACCUAGGUUUGUAAAUAAUCCAUUUUUACACGAGCAUGUCACUGUGGGGAAAACUUUGAUCUAUUAAUUUUCAUUUUAGGGGCCAGCGAUCGAUUGCUUCGAUCUUUCCAAUUUAAAUUUUACUUUUAAAUUGUAGCCUAAUUUCUUUUAAAACAGCAUGAAAUUUGUGGUCAGGGAGAUAUUUUUAUUUCCAUGAUAUUUGAAGCUGUUGACCAGUUAUUUAUGUUCGUCUCAUUAUCGCCAUCAUUUCUACUCAAGUGCACGAUAUAAAUGGUAUAGCGUUAUGUGAUUUUGACAUUAAAUUGUUAUAAUUUUUAAAUAAAGCAUUAUCUGGAGUUGCAGAGAAA